This is a messenger RNA of Xiphias gladius (swordfish), 2481 nucleotides long. It is a transcript of the gene vkorc1, whose product is annotated as vitamin K epoxide reductase complex, subunit 1. Bases 387 to 1052 code for a protein of 221 amino acids. The record is from RefSeq and is a predicted model, not a curated record. Gene Ontology annotation, molecular function: vitamin-K-epoxide reductase (warfarin-sensitive) activity. NCBI's taxonomy places the organism in Eukaryota, Metazoa, Chordata, Actinopteri, Istiophoriformes, Xiphiidae. Gene Ontology annotation, biological process: vitamin K metabolic process; peptidyl-glutamic acid carboxylation. The transcript is spliced from 5 exons.
AUCAGUUCUGUUCCUUUAGGAGCCAAGCUACUGAUGCACGAGUUGAACUCCACAGAAAAAAAAACUCUCUUCUUCCGGAGCCCUCAGGAGCCACUUCAGGACUCAGUCUGGAUCAGUGGUUACUAAGGUGCAACUUAGCCCGAUGAUAAAACUUCGCCGCUGAAACGAGGCGUGACUUCACACCCGUAAGGCCUGGCAGUCAAGUGGCCAAAACCUGUAGCUCUCGGUCCAGAGACGAGUCUACGUUAGAGCUGGAUUCAGCUUACAAACGGGCAGAGGACGAACCCGUGAGGAGCUGUCUUUAAGAGGCCAGAAGGACUGAAGUCCACAGUAAAUACACAGUAAACACCCCUCUGGCUGGUCCAACAUCUGUACCCGACCGCCCAAUGAGAGGCAGCGGCAGAAGUCGAUCAGACCAAUCGAAAGAGAGAAUCUGGCUUUUAACACGUCGCCCUCGCCAGGAGGCCGGUUCAGUGAAGUUUGAAUCCCGUAGCGUCCUGUUGUCGUGUCCUACACCAACAUUGUCUCGCAAUAACAUGGCGGCGGCGGCGGCUGGUACCCAGGGGAUGCCGACAUGGGAGAGAAAAGCGCGCGUCCUCUUGUGCGUUUUUGGCCUGGCUCUCUCGGUUUAUGCGCUUCACGUCGAGCUGUCCCGGGAGAGAAACCCAGAUUACAGGGCGAUGUGCGACCUGGGGGAGUCCGUGAGCUGCUCCAAAGUUUUCACCUCCAGAUGGGGACGUGGGUUUGGUUUGGUCCAGUUCUUUGUGGCCCAAGAUAGCCCUCUGAACCAGCCCAACAGCCUCCUUGGCAUCAUAUUUUACACUCUCCAGAUGGGCCUUGGACUGUUAUUGUCCAAGAAAGCAGCAGUGUUUUUGGUCCUCUCCUCCUGGGUGUCAGUGGCCGGCUCGCUCUAUCUUGCAUCUAUUCUCGCCUUUGUUCUGGGGGAUUUCUGCAUGGUCUGCGUGUCAACAUAUAUUAUCAACUUUGCACUGCUCUUCACCAACCUCAAACGGAGGAGAGCAAUCGGAGGGAUGAAGGAAAAGGCUGGAUAGAUGGUGCUACUUGUGAUAUUCAACACCUUCUCUUUUUUUUUUUCUCUGCUGAGCUGAAGCCACACUGGAUCUGAAGCGCAAAUUCUCUCCCACAGUAUUUUAUUUUAUUUUUUCAGAGAAACGGGACUGGAUGUGCGUCUCAGGAGAUUUAUAAGAUACUUUUCAGAACAUUGUCAGCCAUUUUUGUAUAUCAGUGUACAUUUGUGAUUCUAAUUACACAUUUUUGAAGACUACCUCUUGUCUCAUGUGAUUAAAGCCUGGUGAAGUCCAUAGAAAUCCUAAAAGUGGAUAUACACUAGAAUACAGUAAAUUACUAGGUGGUAAGCGAUCCAGUGGCCUGCAAUUACUCAGCCCUACCAGUAGAUGGAACUAAAUAUCAAAUAUGAAUCAAAUUCAAUUCAAUCAAAUAACAACAGAGCUAUUUGGCUGCUUUGUCUCAAGAUGAAGGGAAGUUUACCCUUUGUGAAGGAAAUCUUCUAUUAUUUCCAAAUACUUGGUGGACUCAGUCAUGAAGUAAAUCCUUACCUUGUAAUGUGUGGCGAAGGGGGCACCUCUCUAUUUCAAGAAAAAAAAAAACUACAGUAUUUGUGUUACAUGCACGGCUGAAAAUAACAAGGAUAACAUAACAAGUAUUGUCAAACUCCUAAAGCAAUAGUUAACCCUUUUAUAAAACCCUACUUUAAAAUGAAAGGCGCCUCACGGAACUAGUUUUUAACUGCAGUUAGAAAUUCACAAGCUCACUCCUUCACAUUUAGCAAUUUGCAGACUCUCCACAAGGAUGAGGUUAAUGAACACUGAAUACUAGAUGGAAAGCUGAGGCUACGUGGCGAAUAUGACGUGAAGGAUAAAGGAUGAGAAGGAAAAAUCCCUGUAGUUGGCUGACUCCCUGAGAAGUAAGUGUAAAAAAUAUCUAAAAGGAAACUUAAAGGCAGAAAUGUUUGCUUGCAUUUUAUGGUUUUGAACAACAUUAUUCGACUAAAGUGAGGUGCUGAUCAGGCCUAAUCAAGUCAAAAUGAAAGGGUGCAUUAUAUAGUAGACCACAGGUGUCAUAAAAAUGGUUAUAAAGCAUCCCAGUAAUCUAUAUCUAACUGAGAGUUAUGGAUUUGUAUAUUCAUUUGUAAAUUCUUUCAAUGAUUUUUCUUUUUAUGGUUCAAUUAAAUAUUAAUUUAGCGUUUUUAUUUCUAGAUAAAUUCAUUAAUUUGUAAAAUCGUUUUAUUGUCCAAUUAGAUAUGCAUUAAUGGAAUUGCUUUAUUAAACAAUCCCAUGACACAGUACAGUCAGUUUAUUUAUUAAUUCUGGCUUUAUUUUGUUCAGUUUCUACUAUCUAUACAUCUACAACUUUUCAGUUGGUUAAAUCUUGUGAAAUGUGAAUCAUUUGCACUUGUUCGAAUCAUGUUGCCAUGUGAUCCCAGUAAACACAUCAGAAGUU